Messenger RNA from Oenanthe melanoleuca, 2514 nucleotides. Its product is annotated as acidic leucine-rich nuclear phosphoprotein 32 family member B. NCBI's taxonomy places the organism in Eukaryota, Metazoa, Chordata, Aves, Passeriformes, Muscicapidae. Gene Ontology annotation, biological process: regulation of apoptotic process. The record is from RefSeq and is a predicted model, not a curated record. The transcript is spliced from 7 exons. Gene Ontology annotation, cellular component: nucleus. Gene Ontology annotation, molecular function: histone binding. The coding region runs from base 108 to 896 and encodes 262 amino acids.
GGGGCGGGAGCGCGAGCGCGGCGGGGCCGGGCGGCGGCGGCGGCACCGGGGGAGCGGCACCGGGAGCGAGCGCAGCGCGGCUCGGGCUCGGCGGAGCGUGAGCGAGCAUGGAGAUGGAGAGGCGCUUGACGCUGGAGCUGCGCAACAAGAAGCCGAGCGAGGUGAAGGAGCUGGUUCUGGAUAACUGCCGCUCAGAGGAUGGCAAGGUGGUCGGUCUCUCCUCAGACUUUGAGAACCUGGAGUUCCUCAGCAUGAUCAACAUCAACCUGCUGUCCGUGUCCAACCUCCCCAAGCUCAACAAGCUGCGGAAGCUGGAGCUGAGUGAUAAUAGGAUUUCUGGUGGCCUUGAAGUUCUAGCAGAGAAAACUCCCAACCUGACACACUUGAACCUAAGUGGCAACAAGAUCAAAGACAUCAAUACCCUGGAGCCCUUGAAAAAGUUGCCAAACCUCCACAGUCUGGAUCUGUUCAACUGUGAGGUGACGAUGCUCAUCAACUACCGGGAGAGCGUGUUCGCCCUGCUGCCCCAGCUCACCUACCUGGAUGGCUUCGAUGCAGACGAGCAGGAGGCCCCUGACUCUGACCCUGAGGCAGAUGGGGAUGCACUGGAAGAUGAUUAUGAGAAUGGGGAAGGUGAGGAAGAGGAGGAUGAUGAGGAGGAAGAUGAUUUGGAUGAAGAAGUCAUUGAUGAUGAAGAAGAUGAAGAUGAUGAUCUGGAAGGAGAAGAGGAGGAGGAUGGAGUAGAUGAUGAGGAGGAAGAUGAGGAGGAAGAUGGUGAGGAGGACGAAGAAGAUGAAGCUGAGGAGGACCAUCCGUGUGGGCAGAAGAGAAAACGAAGUCCAGAGGAUGAAGGAGAGGAAGAUGCAGAGGAUGAAGAGGAUGAUGAGGAUGACUGAUCCCAGCGAGCCAAUCAGUUUUACAGACUCUGACUGUGCUUGUCUUAACCUCCCCAUUGUGUCUGUGUGAGACUGUAAAUCCCUGUCUCCCACUCCUCCUCCCCCUUUGUAUGGCUGCAGCGUCCACAAUAUAUUUUUUUAAGAUUUAGAAUACUGUAGGCAUUCAGGGGAAUCUUCCAUACAAGGCUCACUUUUUUCUCACAAGUAUCUCAUGACCAAAGGCUUUUCUCCGUUCGGUGGUUUGUGCAGCAGCUUGCAAAAAAAAAAAAAAAAAAACAGAAAAAAAAACCAAAAAAAAAAAGGAGAAAAAAAUCAAAAAAAGAGAAAAAAUCUCCUCCUUAGGGUAUCUGUGUGUCUGAAAUCAGCUGUGCCACACUGGACCCAGAGCUCCAGCUCACACCCUGCCAGCACAGAAGGCCUUUGUCACCCUCGUGCCCUCAGCCCAGGGCUGAAGAUGCUUUUUGAGCCACCUCGGGUGCAAACUCUGGUUCAUCUCCGUGGACUCAGAACGAUCCCUGAGGGUGUCUCAGAUCUGAAAUCAUGGUGAUGUGAUCUCUGGACAUGCUUGAAGAUGCUUUAGUGCUGGGGAUGGGGUGCUGGGGUUUUGGGGGAGGGAGGGAGGGAGGGAGGGAGGGGCUGCUUGCAUGACCUGGUACCUCUGCGAUGCACCUUGCAGUAGCCCUGCACUUGCUUUCCUGUUUGUUUUAUAAACUGGAACGUUGUUCCCAUUGGCCACCUCAGCCUCAGGUGAGGGGGGUUUUGUGGCUCCCUGUGCCCUGCAGCAGCUUUGGGAAGGGAUAGGGAAUGCAGGUGAGGGGAUACUGCUCCUCCAUCCGCCUCCAUUUCACACUGAACAGCCUGUGCAGCCACGAUCACUGUGAUGCUCCUGCAGCCCGUGUUAGCCUGUCAAUUCUCAGGGUCCUUCUGCCAGCCAGUGCCACCUCUGCACAGCCCCCGUGCCAGCCUGGCCUGGGCAUCCUCCUCCUCCUCCUGGAACACAACUCCAGCUCCUCCUCGUGUCCCUGCUCUGGGGGUGCCACUGAGGAGGCUGGAGGGAGGAUUUGGGGAGCCCCAGCCCCGUUCCCACCUUCCCCCCAUCCCAGAGGUGUCCGGGCAGCGCAUCCCCGGGGAGGGAGGGCAGGUGGGGUGGGACAGCCCGGGGGUGCAGACAAGCACUGGCACUUUGUGGCAUUCCCUCUUCGUGCCCGGGUGGCUCCGUGGGCCCCCGGGGCCGAGGCUCCAGCCCUGCCCUCCCCGGGGGGGUUUGGGGAGUGUUUAGCAGCACAUCCCCGUUCCUGUCGCUUCGUUCUCGCUGGUGUCUCUUGCAUUGUACAGUCGCUGUGACCAUUCGGAGAUGAACUAAUCCUGUAAAAUGCAAACUGAGUAACUUAUAAAUGUUUAAGGAAUUUUAAAAAAAGAAAAAAAAAAAAAGUCAGAGCAGCAGUUCUAAUUUUUUUCCCUGCAUUUUUAGCAGAUUGUAUGGAUUUUAUAUUAGCCUAGUAACUGUCAGGUUUUGAUUGGUCAGACUAGUCCCAGAAAUAAGGAUCUCCAGCCCUUUUGUAUCUUUUGUUACAAAAUUUGGAUAAAACUUUAAUAAAGACUUCAGUUUUUAAAAAUC